Peromyscus leucopus (white-footed mouse) is the source of this 1417-nucleotide messenger RNA. Its product is annotated as TBC1 domain family member 20-like. Gene Ontology annotation, biological process: positive regulation of GTPase activity; endoplasmic reticulum to Golgi vesicle-mediated transport. Gene Ontology annotation, molecular function: GTPase activator activity. Gene Ontology annotation, cellular component: endoplasmic reticulum membrane. The coding region runs from base 65 to 1276 and encodes 403 amino acids. The record is from RefSeq and is a predicted model, not a curated record. Lineage: Eukaryota; Metazoa; Chordata; Mammalia; Rodentia; Cricetidae. The transcript has a single exon.
GUGGGAGCCGCGCCUCAGGCUCCGCCACCAGCCUGGGCUCGGGCUGGGGCCCGGGCCCCCGGGGAUGGCCCUCCGGUCCUCAAAGGGCGACGGCUCCGCGGGCAGCUGGAACCGCGGCACCGGGAAGGCAGACUUUAAUGCCAAAAGGAAAAAGAAGGUGGCGGAAAUACACCAGGCCCUGAACAGUGAUCCCACCGACGUGGCCGCCCUCCGACGAAUGGCUAUCAGUGAAGGAGGCCUCCUGACUGAUGAGAUCAGGUGCCAAGUAUGGCCCAAGCUCCUCAAUGUCAACUCCAAUGAGCCAGCGCCUGAGUCAAGGAAGGAUCUUCGACACAUGAGCAAGGAUUACCAGCAAGUGCUGCUAGAUGUCAGGCGGUCUCUUCGGCGCUUCCCUCCUGGCAUGCCAGAUGAGCAGAGAGAAGGGCUUCAGGAAGAACUGAUCGACAUCCUCCUCCUCAUCUUGGAUCGAAACCCUCAGCUCCACUACUACCAGGGCUACCAUGAUAUAGUGGUCACUUUUCUGCUGGUGGUGGGCGAGAGGCUGGCAACAUCUCUGGUAGAAAAAUUAUCUACUCACCACCUCAGGGAUUUCAUGGAUCCCACAAUGGACAACACCAAGCACAUCCUAAAUUAUCUGAUGCCCAUCAUUGACCACGUGAACCCAGAACUCCAUGACUUCAUGCAGAGUGCUGAGGUGGGGACCAUCUUUGCCCUCAGCUGGCUCAUCACCUGGUUUGGGCACGUCCUGUCGGACUUCAGGCACGUUGUGCGGUUAUACGACUUUUUCCUGGCCUGCCACCCACUCAUGCCCAUUUACUUUGCAGCUGUGAUUGUGCUGUACCGGGAGCAGGAGGAAGUCCUGGACUGUGACUGUGACAUGGCCUCUGUCCACCACCUGUUGUCCCAGAUCCCUCAGGACCUGCCCUAUGAGACACUCAUCAGCAGAGCCGGAGACCUCUUUGUUCAGUUUCCCCCUUCAGAACUUGCAAGGGAGGCGGCUGCGCAGCAGGAGGCUGAAAGAACGGCAGCCUCUACUUUCAAAGACUUUGAGCUGGCCUCAGCGCAGCAGAGGCCAGACAUGGUGCUGCGGCAGCGGUUUCGGGGACUUCUGCGGCCUGAGGCUCGUACGAAAGAUGUCCUGACCAAACCAAGGACCAACCGCUUUGUGAAACUGGCAGUGAUGGGGCUCACAGUGGCACUUGGAGCGGCGGCACUGGCAGUGGUGAAGAGUGCCCUGGAGUGGGCCCCCAAGUUCCAGCUGCAGCUGUUCCCCUAAACUCAGCCCAAGGAGCCACUUCCUCACCCAGUGCACCAAGCUCUCCCCAUUUCCAGAAAGGCGCCGAGGGUGGAAAUGCUGUGAUUAAAGGGUUUCUGUCAGGGGUGUUCUGUUCUGCCACCCUUGGCAGCUUGUCUUGUG